AUGACGAGUUCAGAAUUCAGCAAUCCUCUCAGAAAGUUCAAACUCGUGUUCCUAGGAGAACAGAGCGUGGGCAAGACAUCGCUCAUCACGCGUUUUAUGUACGAUACCUUUGAUAACACGUAUCAGGCAACAAUUGGCAUUGAUUUCUUAUCAAAAACCAUGUAUUUAGAAGAUCGCACCGUUCGUCUUCAGUUAUGGGAUACUGCGGGACAAGAACGAUUCCGCAGUUUAAUUCCCAGCUAUAUCCGCGAUUCUUCUGUUGCCGUGGUUGUUUAUGAUAUCACUAAUCGUGCAUCCUUCGUAAGCACUUCAAAAUGGAUUGAAGACGUUCGUGCCGAGCGUGGACAUGAUGUGAUUGUUGUACUUGUUGGUAACAAAACCGAUUUGCAAGAGAAAAGACAAGUCACUGUAGAAGAAGGAGAGCAAAAGGCCAAAGAGACCAACGUGAUGUUUAUCGAGACCAGUGCUAAAGCGGGACAUAAUGUGAAAACGCUUUUUAAACGCAUAGCUCAGGUUCUGCCUGGUAUGGAUCAAGGUCUUGAAGCACCUACCAAGGAACAAAGUAAGCGCAAUCUUGACAAAAAAGAUUGA
Molecule: messenger RNA, 591 nt
Organism: Radiomyces spectabilis
Lineage: Eukaryota; Fungi; Mucoromycota; Mucoromycetes; Mucorales; Radiomycetaceae
Product: small GTPase superfamily
Exons: 6
Coding region: 1-591 (196 amino acids)
Molecular function (GO): GTPase activity; GTP binding
Source: RefSeq, a predicted model, not a curated record